Messenger RNA from Mollisia scopiformis, 1626 nucleotides. Its product is annotated as FAD-binding domain-containing protein. The record is from RefSeq and is a predicted model, not a curated record. The transcript is spliced from 6 exons. Gene Ontology annotation, molecular function: FAD binding; oxidoreductase activity. Lineage: Eukaryota; Fungi; Ascomycota; Leotiomycetes; Helotiales; Mollisiaceae. Bases 1 to 1470 code for a protein of 489 amino acids.
AUGUUGAGCACAACUCUAUGGGCGUUGCUGCUCUCAGCAGGCGCUGAUGCUAUUCUUGAUCGAAGAACAGCGGUCGGCGACUGCUUGACCUCUGCCAGCGUUCCACAAGUCUUACCUGGAUCUCCGGCUUAUAACUUGACAAUCAAGCCAUUCAACCUCAGAAUUCCAUUCACUCCUGCAGCAGUUGUCCAGCCUACGACUGUUGCUCAGGUUCAAGCUGCUGUGUCCUGUGGUGCCAAACUCAACAUUCCCGUUAGUCCCAAGGGUGGCGGACACUCAUACGCCUCCCAUGGACUCGGUGGAGAAGAUGGACAUCUCGUGGUUGAUAUGAAGUACUUCACGAGCGUAGAAGUUGACAGCACGACUCAAAUCGCAUCAAUUGGGACAGGAGCAAGACUCGGCAACAUCGCACAGUCUUUGUAUUCUCAAGGACAGCGGGCUUUCAGUCAUGGAACUUGUCCAGGUGUUGGUGUAGCUGGCCAUGUAGUUGGAGGCGGCUAUGGAUACAUCUCGCACACCCAUGGUCUCGCUCUUGACAACCUCGUUUCAGCGACUGUGGUUCUAGCAAACUCGACAAUUGUUAACGCAUCGACUACCGAGAACUCCGAUUUAUUUUGGGCAAUCCGAGGAGCUGGUGCUUCAUUUGGAAUUAUCACCGAAUACAGAUUCCAGACUUUCGCGGCACCAAAUAGUAACACAGUAUUCUCGUACACGAUAAACCCCUCGUCAGCUUCCCAAGCCGCCAAGAUCCAUUCUGCUCUCCAAUCAUAUGCCAACAGCACCAGCAUGCCAGCUGAGAUGAACAUGCGACUAUUCAUUUCUCCAGGCUCCUUUAACCUGGAAGGUAUAUAUUACGGUUCCCAAUCCGCUUUCCAGUCAGCAGUGUCGCCGCUCUUGAGCCAAUUGGGCAUCGGCUACGGUCAAGUCCAGACCAUGGGUUGGAUCGCGGGAUUGAGCAACUUUGCGUACAUGUCGCUGUCAACUCCCAUCGAUUAUGAUAUACAUGAAACUUUCUUCUCGAAGAGCUUGAUGACGGUGGAUUUGACCGAUGCAGCAUUUACCGCGUUCUGGAAUUAUUGGUCCAGCACAGCUCGUGGCGUCAACCGGGAUUGGUAUCUCAUCAUCGAUCUUCACGGCGGCCCCACCUCUGCUAUCUCAAAGGUCCCCGACAAUGCUACUUCCUACGCACACCGCAAUGCCUUGCUAAAGUAUGAGUUCUACGAUCGUGUCGACUCCGGAAGCUACCCGUCCAACGGAUUCUCGUUCUUGAACGGAUGGGUGAGCUCCAUCCUGAAUGCUAUGCCAACGACCAACUUCGGCAUGUACAUCAACUACGCCGACACCUCGUUGACAAUGGCGCAAGCACACUCUUCAUACUGGCUGACGCACUACCCAAUGCUGUCGCAGAUCAAGAAGGCUUAUGAUCCCAAACAAGUGUUUUCCAACCCUCAGGCCAUCACAUCUUCUUAAGCGAGGGGUAAUGAUUUUGGGAGAGCUAUUGAAGGAAGGAGAUACAUAAUUAGCUGCAAAGAUUGUAUGAAUGGGUAGCAAAUAUAAACCAAUAACGUUCUUUAAUUAAGUACAUAGUCUCUUGGUUGUCCCUAGCGAUGAAUUUACACACUGCGG